Molecule: messenger RNA, 1574 nt
Organism: Jatropha curcas
Lineage: Eukaryota; Viridiplantae; Streptophyta; Magnoliopsida; Malpighiales; Euphorbiaceae
Product: 26S proteasome regulatory subunit RPN13
Cellular component (GO): cytoplasm; proteasome regulatory particle, lid subcomplex; nucleus
Molecular function (GO): endopeptidase activator activity; proteasome binding
Source: RefSeq, a predicted model, not a curated record
AAAAAAAAUGAUCACUUAAUAUGUUUCUAAGGCAAUGUUCACCAAUCGCAAGAGCGAUUUAGUAUGAUUAUUGUAUCUGUCUCGAGAAGCGACGUUGUGUCUAAACCCUAACCAGUCCCAAUCAAAAUUCUACCACUGAAAGCAUCUCUACCGCCACCUCCACCGCCACCGACGGCCAACAUCCGGUUAUCUCUACUACACCGCGUCUAUCAACGUAGCUGGCAUCGGAUUUCUUCUUCUUCUUCUUCUUCUUCUUCUUCUUCUUCACUCCGUUUUCACGGCUUGUUAUUCAGUCUCCAAUCGCUCUAGCUCAAUUUGUCUCAGAGAUCCUCUGAAGCGCUACCAGAUAGAGUAGCUAUGGGUUCCUCAUCGGCUGAAGGUUUUCCAGCAAUGCAGGAAAUUAUGUUGGAGUUUCGUGCUGGUAAAAUGUUUUUUGAUGGUAAAAAGGUUGUCCCUGAUACACGUAAAGGACUUGUUCGCAUAGCAAGGGGCGAGGAGGGAUUGGUCCAUUUUCAGUGGCUUGAUCGAGAUCGGAAUGUUGUAGAAGAUGAUCAGAUUAUAUUCCCAGAUGAGGCAGUUUUUGAGAAGGUUAAUCAAGCAUCGGGAAGGGUUUAUAUCUUGAAGUUCAAUACCGACGACCGAAAGUUUUUCUUUUGGAUGCAGGAGCCCAAAACUGAAGAUGAUUGGCAGUUGUGUAGCUCUACCAAUUAUUAUAUCAAUCGACCAUUAGAGUUUCUUGGUGAGGAUGAGCCUGAUGCUUCUGCUCCUUUACAAGUCUCUGAAGAUAUUAUUGAAGAUGAUAUCUCAUCUAGGGCUGGUAACUUAAUUGUACCAAAUUUAGGUGCAGAAGUGAUUAGUGAUGUAUCCUCUUCAUCAGGACCUGUUAAAUUGGAAGAUUUACAAAGGAUCUUGAGUAAUAUUAGUCAUGGAGGUAGUGCUGGGGAUCCAGAUGGAGGAUUGGGAUUAGGAGAUAUCCUGAAGCCUGAUUUAAUAAUUCCAUUGAUGGACACAUUGCCAUUGCAAGAAAGAUUAGCAUCAUAUUUACCUGAGGGUCGGUGGACCCCAGAGGAUAUUUUGGAAUUGCUGCAGAGCCCACCUUUCCGUCAACAAGUGGAUUCUUUUACUUAUGUACUUAAAACUGGACAGGUAGACUUGUCUCAAUUUGGUAUUGACCCCAGUAAAUACAAGUUCACUGUUGUGUCUUUUCUAGAGGCACUUGAAGAUUCAGUUUCUAAAGUUUCUGAGGAAUCAAGACAAGAUGACAAAGAUUUAACAUCUCAAUCUUGUGAUCGAAAUGAGCCCAUGGAUGAAAGCAGUUAGUGGAGGCGGUUUGCUGCAAACCCUGUUGUGUAUUUCUCAUGGUCAUAUUUAUUACAGAAAUAUAUACUUUCUGCCUGAUCUUUUGUUUCCAUUACUAUUUUUUUCAAAAAUUUCAUAUUCCAAUGGCAGUGGAAGAUGAAACAGUAGCAAGAAAAGGAAAAGCGCUUUUUUUUUUUUCUUUUUUUUUUUUGCUUUAAAUUUGUGACUAAUGGUUACACUGAGCAAUGACUCAUCAUUUUUUUUUUUUUUUUUUU